Molecule: messenger RNA, 858 nt
Organism: Didymosphaeria variabile
Lineage: Eukaryota; Fungi; Ascomycota; Dothideomycetes; Pleosporales; Didymosphaeriaceae
Exons: 2
Coding region: 1-858 (285 amino acids)
Biological process (GO): carbohydrate metabolic process
Molecular function (GO): hydrolase activity, hydrolyzing O-glycosyl compounds; chitin binding
Source: RefSeq, a predicted model, not a curated record
AUGACCUUUCGAGCUCUCCAACGCCUAAGCCUAGGCUUAGGUCUUUUCUUGAGCGUGAAUGCAAUUGAUCUAAGCACCUUUUCUGGACAGGCAGAAACGAAGCUGCUCAUGGAAAAUGUUGCAGGUCAGGAAACGACGACUGAGGCUAGAGAGUUACUUCUCCAGGCCGUGAACGAUCCUCCUGACUAUACGUGCACCGCAAAGAAACGCUGCGAUUUGGGAUGUUGCGGGCCUCUUGAUGACACCGGCACUGGUGCUUGUGGCUUCGGUCCUACCUUCUGUGGCAAUGAUUGCACAAGCGACUGCAAGCGAAAGUCCGAGUGUGAUGGCGGUGGUUGGGGCGAGCAGUAUGCCAACAUGACCACUUGCCCGCUCAAUGUGUGCUGCAGCAAGCACGGCUUCUGCGGCACGACAGUCGACUUCUGUGGUCCCAAUCCUGUGGCACAACCUCAAUGCGACGUCUCGCAGCGGACUUCUGACGGUCGCACCAUCGGAUACUAUGAGGGCUGGAACUAUCAGCGCCCGUGUGGCAACAUGGAGCCUGAGAAGAUUUCCUUAGGCCACUGGACGCACAUCAACUUCGCCUUUGCUCUUAUUAACCCCAAGACGUUUCACAUCGAGGACAUGGAUUCCGGAACCGGAUCGCGUUAUGGCAGGGUCGCAGCGCUCAAGGAAAAGCAGCCAGAUCUCAAAAUUUGGAUUGCAGUUGGUGGUUGGGCUUUGAAUGAUCCUGGCCCAUAUCGAACGGCCUUCUCCGACAUGGCCGGCAACGAAGCUAAUCACGACAAUUUUUUUGACUCGCUGCUAACGUUCUUGGGAAAGUAUGAUAUGGAUGGCGUUGACUUAGACUGGGAGUAG